UUUUAUUACGUAAACAAAUUAAUUUUCUAAAAUAAAUAUAUAUUUUUUUCCUCUGAUAUUAUUGUACAAGAGAGAGGAACAACAAAACACAGGCUGAGGGAAUUGUUUAGUUCUCCCCUAUCCUAUCCUGUUAGCUGAUUUUCAAAGAGUGAGGGGUCUGCAGAGAGAGAUAGAAAAUGGGGGUUAUGUCGAGGCGGGUAAUCCCUGCCUGUGGCAACCUCUGUUUCUUCUGUCCCUCCAUGCGAGCAAGGUCAAGACAGCCUGUGAAACGCUACAAGAAUUUGAUCUCUGAUAUCUUCCCUCGUAAUCAGGAUGCUGAACCGAAUGAUAGGAAAAUCGCCAAACUUUGUGUAUACGCUUCAAAAAAUCCGUUGCGAAUUCCUAAAAUCACAGACCUCCUAGAGCAAAGAUUUUACAAAGAUUUGCGCAAUGAGAACUUUGGAUCUGUAAAAGUUGUGUUAAGCAUUUACAAGAAGUUGUUGCUGUUAUGCAAGGACCAGAUGCCACUAUUUGCUAGUAGCUUAUUAGGUCUUGUUCGGACUCUUUUGGAGCAAACUCGGCAGCUGGACAUGCGGCUUUUGGGUUGUAAUACUCUUGUUGAUUUUAUAAGUUGCCAGAUGGAUAGUACAUACAUGUUCAACUUGGAGGGCCUCAUUCCUAAACUUUGUCAAUUAGCUCAAGAAGUUGGAGAUGAUGACGUAGCUCUACAAUUGCGAGCAGCUGGACUACAAGUUCUGGCUUCUAUGAUUCUGUUCAUGGGUGAGCAGUCUCACAUCUCAAUGGACUUUGAUAGUAUUAUAUCAGUGACUUUGGAAAACUUUGUGGAUUUUCAAGUCAACCCUGAUAAUGCCAAGGAGAAGAUAGGAAAAAUUCAAUCACAUGAUCAAGAGGUUCAGGGAGUUCUCACAAUUGCUGAUGUUCAUGAUUCAACUUCGUCAGAAAUGAAUCAGAUGGUUGUUUCAGUGCCAACACUUGUGACAAAAUCUGAAUUGGAUCCAACAAUGGAUAACAGCAAGAGACCCUCUUACUGGUCUAGGAUAUGCUUGAGUAAUAUGGCCAAAUUGGCAAAGGAAGCUACAACUGUUCGUCGUGUACUAGAACCUCUUUUCCAAAAUUUUGAUUCUGAAAACCACUGGUCCCCAGAGAAAGGACUUGCAUAUCCUGUUUUGAUGUAUUUACAAUCACUUUUAGAGGAAUCAGGAGAGAACUCCCAUCUGUUGUUAUCCAUAUUGGUCAAGCACUUGGAUCAUAAGAAUGUCGUCAAACAACCUCUUUUACAGAUAAAUAUUCUUAAUGUUACAACAAAACUUGCUAAAAAUGCAAAGCAGCAGGCCUCAGUGACACUCAUUGGUGCACUAACUGAUCUGGUGAAGCAUUUGCGUAGAUGUUUGCAAAAUCAAGCUGAAGCAUCCAACCCGAAGAGUUCAGAUAAGUGUAAUUCUGAUGUUCAGAUAUCCCUUGAAAGAUGCAUCUCACAACUCUCCGAUAAGGUUGGAGAUGUUGGUCCCAUACUUGAUAUGAUGGCUGUGGUGCUUGAGAAUAUACCAACUAGUACCAUUGUUGCUAGAACAACCAUAUCUGCAAUUUACCAAACAGCGAAGCUUGUGUCAUCUGUCCCUAAUGUUUAUUAUCACAAGAUGCCAUUUCCUGAUGCUCUGUUUCAUCAACUACUGCUGGCAAUGACCCACCCAGACCAUGAAACACGAGUUGGAGCACAUAGCAUUUUCUCUAUGGUUCUUAUGCCAUCCGUCUUUUCAUCUUGUGUGGAUCAGAAAGUGAAAUUUUCCGGGGCUGUUUCUGGAUUAUCUGACGGUAAGUUGAAGAAUUUUGGUAAUGGAAGAUUAUCCUCUCAGGAUGAAAGUAAAGACACUGCAGAGAACAUUGAUGGACUGAUGGAAGAGGCAAGUCAGGUAUCAGAUGUCCAUAUGAAGCAACAUGCACCAUCCUACAGCUACAAGGGUUAUUUGUUUGGAGGAAAAACUGAGUUAACCUCACUACGGUUAAGCAGUCACCAAGUGAAUCUAUUGCUUUCUUCGAUUUGGGUUCAGGCAACAUCUGCUGAAAAUACUCCUGCAAAUUUUGAAGCAAUGGCCCACACUUAUAACAUUGCUUUAAUGUUCACCCGAUCCAAAUCCUCUAGUCAUACGGUGCUGGUGAGAUGCUUUCAGCUGGCAUUUUCCCUCAGGGCUCUCUCUUUCGAUAAAGAAGGUGGGCAGCCCUCUCGCAGAAAGUCUCUUUUUACCUUUGCAUCAUUCAUGAUUAUAUUUUCCGCAAGGGUUGGCAAUUUCCCAGAGCUAAUUCCUCUUGUUAAGGCAUCAUUGACAAAUAAGACGGUUGAUCCUCAUCUUCAAUUGGUUGAUGAUGCAUGGCUGCAAGCGGCUUUUACAGGGUAUGAUAAGGGGGAUAUAUCAUAUGGAUCACAGGACGAUGAAGUUUCUGCAUUGGAUUCUCUUUCAGCAAUAGAGUUAGAUGAAGAACGGUUAAAAGAAACCGUGAUAUCCCUCUUCAUGAAUAAAUUCACAAAACUGUCAGAGGAUGAGUUAUUGAGCAUCAAGAAGCAACUCUUACAGGGAUUUUCUCCUGAUGAUGCAUAUCCGUUAGGAGCUCCAUUGUUCAUGGAAACACCGCGGCCAUGCUCUCCUCUUGCCCAGCUAGAUUUUCCUGAUCAUGAUGAGGUGAUGCCUGGAGGUGCAUUGACAGAUGAAGAAGCUUUUCCAGAACCAAGUGGAAGCCAGUCUGAUCGCAAAACAUCAAUCUCUAUCAGCAGCCUUGACAUUUUGAGUGUUAAUCAACUUCUAGAAUCGGUUUUGGAAACAGCGCGACAAGUUGCAAGCUUCCCAGUUUCUUCAACACCAAUACCCUAUGAUCAGAUGAAAGACCAAUGCGAAGCUCUCGUAACUGGUAAACAACAAAAGAUGUCAGUACUACAUAGUUUUAAGCAGCAGCAAGAAGCAAAUGCCCUAGCUCUUUCCAGUGUUAAUGAAAUCAACUAUCCCACCUUUCCAGAUAAGACAAGGGAGUAUACAGAUGGCGGCCUAAAGUUGAUAAAGAAGGAGCAAGUUGUAGUCAGAGAUCAGCUUGCCCUGUGUUCACAUGAGUAUGGACAUAAUAAUUCUUUCAAGCUACCACCUUCAAGUCCUUAUGACAAAUUUUUAAAAGCUGCUGGCUGCUAAUUGCAGAUGGACAUGUAUGUAUGUACACAAACACCAUAUGUAACUAAGCUUUAAUUCCCUUUGUUAUAAUAUUCUCUCUCUCUCUCUCUCUCUCUCUCUCUCUCUCUCUCUCUCUCUCUCUCUCUCUCUCUCUCUCUCUCUCUCUCCAUUUUUUCAUUCUUUAGUAGUUUUGAUAUGAGCUUACCAGAGAUGCUAGGCUUCUUAUAAACAGAAAAGUGUUUUGUGCGAGGGGGUUAUAUCUCUUAUGGAGGCAUAAGUGUAAUAAUUUAUGGGUGUUUUGGUGAGACCUUUUCUGUUAGUAUCUAUUGUUAUAGUUAUUGCAGAUGUUUCCUCGAUAAACUGGGUUCUUUAAUAGACAACAAAAAAAUCACAACAAUAAAUGUUAUUAUUGUUUUGUUUUUUAAA
This is a messenger RNA of Cannabis sativa, 3578 nucleotides long. Its product is annotated as protein SEMI-ROLLED LEAF 2. The record is from RefSeq and is a predicted model, not a curated record. Bases 177 to 3173 code for a protein of 998 amino acids. NCBI's taxonomy places the organism in Eukaryota, Viridiplantae, Streptophyta, Magnoliopsida, Rosales, Cannabaceae. The transcript has 20 exons.